AUGUUCAAACCCAAGACCCGCCCCGUCCCCUCCCCCGGCGCUCUCAGAGUCCUCACCCAACUCGCCUACAUCUCCAGCGGAACGGCUUUGGGAGCCGCGGCGUUGUGUACGGAGGAGAGGAGACGCAGGAUUAAAGUUGUGCAGAGGUUGGCGGAUACGGCGAGGGUUAUAAGACAGCAUCCGCGGUAUGCUGGGGGUGUGGCUUUCGCGAGGGAGGGUGGGGAGGAGGAGGGGGUGAUGUUUAGGCGGAGAAAGAGAAGGAGACGGGAGGGUUGGGGAUUGGAGGGGGAGGGGGUGAGGGGGGCGGAACUGCCUAGCAUGGUUGAGGCGGGGUAUGAGGAGACAGUCGAAGAAGGAGGAAAUUCUUGGGGGUUGCGAGAUGGGAAGAAGAGAGCACGGGGCAGGAAUGAAGCCAGGACGGCGGCGGCAUAUACGCCUUUUGGCGCGAGCGAUAUGGACGUGGCCAACGCGAGUGCUGACCAUGACGCGCCGUCUGAUGGACAUCGAGCCGAGCGAGCCAACUCAGCAGACCAGCGUAUAUUUGCGAUGUCGAAAGACCCAUCGCGAGCAUUGGGUAGUACGCAUGUCUUACGGGACGACGCGGUCUCGGGUACGCCAGACUCCUACGACCAGUCACGAAGUCAGCCCUCCAAUAUCAUAUUCAAGCACAUCAGAAGGAAGCCGAACGGAUUCUGGACAUUUGAGCGUCUUGGUGACAUGCCGCCGGCGCGUCUUCGACCGGAUCAGCUUUCUGAGGAGUAUCAGACCAGGGACGCAUGGAGGGAUCUCAGAGGUCAUAGUGCCGAAAGUUCUCGGUUACUGAGCAGCGUGGCCGGCCUUGGUCCUGAGCACAUCACGCACGAUGUUGAGCUAUUCUUCGCUCAAGAGUCAAGCAACCGCCCCGCUCCCGCGAUCCUACAAUCGAGAGCCGACCGCGCCGAUCAAUUGCUGCUGCUGGCCAUCCGACAGGGCUCUCUGGACGAUGUUCGUUCGCUCUGCCUUUGGAUGCUCGGUCAGGGCACCUUCAGAGAAUGGCACAGCCUUCUUCUCGCAACGUAUUAUGGCACGCUUGUUGCUACCGGAGACCAAGACGAGGUGCUCGAUUUCUGCCUAGGAGUGCGGUCCACCUCCGCUUACCAACGUCUGAGUCUCGCAAAGCAGUUGGAGCACAGUUUGCUCAUUCUGGCCAAUGCAGACACCAACGCUUCGGAAGAGCUGAACAUUUACAAGCUUGCUGAUAAGGUGCUCGGCAAAGCAUUCAAGAGUUGUGCACUACAAGACGUCGUCGACGGUGUUGAUUCCAUGUGCCGCUCUCUUGUCAGGAGCGGCAACAUAUCGAUCGCCGCCGAACUGUUUCUGACGCUAUGGAAAAAAGACAGGGAUCUUUUCUCGAUUCACCUUACGCCUAAAUAUUUUGCAGCUGUUGCAGACGUGGUCAUCGACGGCGGACUCUCGAGCGGAGAGCUGUCAGCCACAGGGCGCCUCCUCCGAUGGAAACUUACUUAUGACGAUCAUUAUUCGGAGCAGUCGAUACAAUACAUCAAGGGGUUCAUCGCGGCCUGCGGGUCUCGCAAGAUGUUCUCAACAUUGUUCGAUCUCUUCUUUUCUAAGCGGCGCAUCCCGAUCCCAAUGGAUGUCCUCAAGGGCUUUGACGAACCGAACAGGAUACUGCUAGUGACCGCGGCAAUGGCAGAGCCAGAUACUGAGACACUACAAGCAUCCUGGCUGCCGCUCCGCAAUUCGCUUUCUAAGCCGCAGCAACGGGCAGUGCGAAAUGCUUCGAUCAGAGGCGAGCUAGAAUCUUUGUGGCAUUCCACUCGUGACCUGCGUGUAGUCGAAAGCAAGUCUCUCGCGCUCCAGAGGCAGACGAAAAAGCAAAGUACCAUGCUUCAAAUCAGGGAAGCUAUGCUUGGAAUCUACAUAAAUGCUGGCAAAGUCGAGGAAGCAUUGGCGCUCAUGUCACUUCUGCAGAAAGCGGAAGGUUUGAACAGCCGCACACUGCGCCAUGCCGCGCAUGUGUUCGCCUCGAGCAGUAGGUGGGACGAGGUAGAGCGUAUCACCAAGCUUGCUGAGCGGCAAGAGCUUGAUGGGCAAGACUUCGAUGCGACAGCAGGUUGGGAUAGGAUUGUCCAUCUCUUCGCUCAAGAGCACACUGCUGAGAAAACAUGGGCAUUUGUUGACAGUCUCACCCAUGCAACAGGCUUCACACCUAGCACAGCGACGGCCAAAAUCGUCUUGUCGUCAUGCAUCACCCACCAGUCGCUUGGCCUCAUUCCCAAAUGGCUGGCACACCUGAAAACGAUCGGCCUCCAAUUCGACUUCGACAGUAAGGUCGUGGCAAGCAUGCUGACGACUUACUGGAUCGAGCACCGACCAAAGCACAAGAGGAUCAUGUGGAUCUGCUACUUCCUGCACCGACACGUAUCGGCCUUCAAGGCUGCGGACUUCCGGGGCCUAAUGAAGGCCGCUAUUGCGUAUGAUCUCAGGAAUCCUUUCGAGCAGGAGUUUGGAAUGAACAAUCCUCGCGAGCACGCUUCGGCGAGGCUGGAACGUGUGGACAAGCUGCCGGGCCAUCUGGCGAUUCCGGGGUGGACGAAGUCUUUUGAUGAUGGUAUAGAAUUGUCGUUCAGUCGGGGAACUGGGAGGUUCGCGGGGAUUAGGGUGCGGUAUACGGCUGACAGUGAGGAAGCUGAAGCGGACAGCGACUCGCUGUUUGAUGCUGAAGGCAGCGAUGCACGCUCACAAGAAGGCCUGGCUGCUGUAAUCAGGCAGCCAGAUUCUGGUUCCUCCGAAGUGGAAGCCAACACCUCGGACAGUAGAGCCAUCGAGACUUUAUCGCCCACAGCGUCCGAUGCACUAAACGUUGCAGGAGAUGUUCGCGCCAAGACUGAGGAGUUCGACCUCACCAGCAGCGGCGCAAGAACUGGAUCGCCGACUAACCGGUCCGAAUUAGGCCACGAUCGUUCUGGUCAUGAGACAAGUGUCUUGUCCGAUCACACCGAAUCGAAUGCUGCUGCGGCUGAGUCAGACCCAAGAGGACUCUUGCCCGCCGACAGCUUCAGCCAAGGAAGCAGCGUCUCGAAAGACAAAGCCAACAAUGACUCCUCGUCAGUCGACUCGACGUCAAUGGAUAUCGAAGAAGAUUACCAUGCCAUGAUCGAGCAGUUCAACGUAGACGAAGGCAACGCAGAACGACCACCAAAUCGCAAGAUCCAUCAGAGCUAUCAAGACGAGGGCCUGGACAAUACCAAUAUCUCGUUUGAGCAAAUCCGUCCUAACCGCGAUACCUAUCACUCUAGCUCCGCCGUGAAUGAGCUGCUCGACGCUUCAAACGAUCAGCCCAGCACAGGUCGGAUUGAAAGGGAGUUGGUGGUAGCUCUGUCAACGGGUCACUACGAAUCAGCGCUACAGCUCUACGAGCAGAACCUCGACGCCAAGGGACUUCCAUUGUCCGUGCGCAGUCUCGAGGUCGCGGUAGAGGCAUGCAUCCGAUUUUACCAAGGCAACACCACCGAAGCCGAAGCGCUUCUCGACCGCGCCUCCAAAGCAGGUUUCAAUGUUACCUGCGCCAUGGGUCCGCUGAUCGUCGCACGCAUGCGCAGGAUGAACAAGAUGCAGAAGCGCAACGCCAACAAGCUCCGCAUGACGGUCAUGGACUACUACCGCAUGAACGACGAGAACGGUUGGAAAGUCUCGCACCAUAUCGCCACCACGGCCGCGCACAUCCUAAUCUCGAACAACUGCCCCGAGCACGGCGUCAACCUCCUAGCAGCGAUCUACAAGUCCGAAUGGGCCGCUCGUCGACCUCUCGAUGCCCCCGCCAUGACCGUCUUCCUGAUGGGCUACAACGACAUGCGACAUCUCGCCGGCGUCAAAUGGGUCGUCGACUACGUCCUCCAAAGCGGGAUGCGCAUCGCCCGCUCCUUCAUGCGCGAGCUCAAGCGCUCCUACCAACUCCCUGAGGACACUCCAUCGACGUCCCGCCGUGUGCGCGAGCGCUUCACCAAGCCAGCUGAUCGUGCGCUCCUUCGGUCGUGGGCAGAGGAGUGCUAUACCAAGCGUCUGCAGCAGAUCCACGAUGACUACGCCUUUGGUCUGAAGCUGGACUGGACGAUCAAGAAAUGUGCGAAGCAGGAAGGGCUGGCCGUGUUGGCGGAUUACGAUGAGGCGUAUCAGAUGUUUGUGCGCGGUGGACUGGAUCCGGAGGAGUUUGAUCUGGAGUUCUUGAGGAAGAAGGAUGAAGUCUUUGAAGACAGGUCGGGUGAUGUGGGAAUUUCUGGUGUGGUGCAGCCAGAUGCGGAACCGAAUGCGCCUGAGGAGCCGUUCGAUGAGGUGGUGGACAACGCGACGUUCCACGACGAGGAGGAUACAACUGCCUGGGAGCCUUCGGCAUCGACGGUGGAGCAGCACUCCUCCAACCACGUCCCACGGGCUAGUGAGCGAGAAAUCGAACAGGCUCACGCUCCUCCUGAACGACCUGUUGAGAAGAUGGAAGAGCCACCGACGCCGCGCUCUGCGAGGAACAGGCCUUGGUUCGGCCGGACUGAAAGACAAGAGACUCACAUCAUGCCCGAGGGCUUCGGGAGAAGGGAAGAGGCACCGGCUGCGGCGUCAUAUACCCCGUUUGCGUAG
This is a messenger RNA of Saxophila tyrrhenica, 4632 nucleotides long. RefSeq lists its product as uncharacterized. The record is from RefSeq and is a predicted model, not a curated record. The coding region runs from base 1 to 4632 and encodes 1543 amino acids. NCBI's taxonomy places the organism in Eukaryota, Fungi, Ascomycota, Dothideomycetes, Mycosphaerellales, Extremaceae. The transcript has a single exon.